This is a messenger RNA of Beta vulgaris subsp. vulgaris (sugar beet), 2880 nucleotides long. RefSeq lists its product as uncharacterized. Lineage: Eukaryota; Viridiplantae; Streptophyta; Magnoliopsida; Caryophyllales; Amaranthaceae. Gene Ontology annotation, molecular function: nucleic acid binding; RNA-DNA hybrid ribonuclease activity. The record is from RefSeq and is a predicted model, not a curated record. The transcript has 5 exons. The coding region runs from base 1 to 2880 and encodes 959 amino acids.
AUGACAGAUAAUUGCUUAAUUGCUCACGAACUGGUGGGUGGAAUUAAGCAAAGAACUAAAGGAAAGCUUCAUUUAGCGGCCCUGAAGAUUGAUAUGUUCAAAGCUUAUGACAAGGUUGAUUGGGAUUUUCUUGAUUGGUUACUUUCUCAGAUGAGGUUUCCCGCUAUUUGUCAUCAUUGGAUCAUGCAGUGUGUCACAACGGUGUCUUACUCAAUCCUUAUAAACGGAGAGCCAUCAAAAAGAUUCAUUCCAUCGUGUGGUCUCAGACAGGGAGAUCCUCUAUCUUCAUAUCUUUUUAUUCUUGUUAUGGAAAUUUUAUCUAGAAUGCUAGUAAAAGGAACUGAGGAUAAAAUUUUCCAGGGAAUUAAACUCAGUAGAACUGGACCAGCUGUUUCUCAUUUAUUUUUUGCAGAUGACUCCCUAAUUUUCUUUAAAGCCUCACCUGAAGCUUGCGAAGGAGUUAAAAACAUUCUGGCAAAAUUCAGUAGAAUUUCGGGAGAAGUCAUCAAUUAUCACAAAUCCCUCAUUAUGUUCAGCCCAAACACCCCAUUGGAUCUUCGUAAUCAAAUGAGAAGCAUUGUUAAUACUCCGUCUGCAGAUUCCAUAGGGAAGUACUUGGGAUGUAACAUCGAAGUCAAUGGAAGAAAUACCAGACAAUUCCACCCUUUGAUUGAAAAGGUCGAGCAACGCCUCUCGAGCUGGCAUCAUCUCUCUCUUUCAAUAGCUGGUCGAGUCAUGCUCAUAAACAGUGUUCUUUCCAUGCUUAGCCUACAUAUUCUAAGUGUAUUCCUCAUUCCCAAGACAACGGCAGGCAAGCUAAACUCAAUUUUUGCCCGCUUCUUGUGGGCGGGCUCCCGGGCUUCAAAACCAAUUUACUGGAUAAAUAAGUCUACCCUGGAGCUUCCUAAAGGUGGAGGAGGGUUAGGAAUUAGAAACGUCAAUCUUUUUAACAAGGCCCUCCUUACAAAACAAGCUGUCAGGAUCCACAAUUCAAGUCAUUCCUUAAUAUCCCAGAUUUACUGCGCUAAAUACAGAAAUUCUCCGGUCAACUUGGUUCUACAGAAGCACAAACUAGGGAAAACUUCCUGGGGAUUUAGGGGACUCUGCAGAGCAAUUCAAGAAUGUUCAGAAGGAUUCGCUAAAGUAAUUGGAAAUGGUGCAGACACAUACAUCCUCAAGGAAAAGUGGUUGAAGGGCGUUGGUAUUGAGACAAAGCAGGGCAUCGAUUUGGAAGCUCUUGGACUUCAAAAAGUAAGAGACCUGAUGCAUGCAUCUCAAAAUUCCUGGAACCCAGCCCUUAUAUGGAAAGUCUUCUCAACUAGUACCGCUAUUCAAAUUCUUUCCACUCAUAUUCCUACGGAGGAGUGUCAAGAUCAUUUUAAAUGGAUAGGAUCCAAGUCGGGGGCUUUGAGAGUGAAGGAUGUAUACGCCCAUCUCCUGAUGAGUAAAGGAAGGUUAGGAUUGAAUCAAAAUGAUACUCGUUUUUGGAGUAAGCUAUGGGCUACAGAUCUACUUCCUAAAUGGAAGUUCUUUGUGUGGAGACUGCUUCAUAAGGCUUUAGCCACCAACUCCAAUCUGAUUAAGAGAAAAGUUGAUCUGCAAAAGGAAUGUUAUAUUUGUCAUCAACAUAUGGAAGAUGAAAGCCAUUUGUUUCGAGAUUGUGAUACUGUGACCCGUAUUUGGUCGAGCUCUAAUCUUGGUAUCAAGACGUCCUCUAGUAAAUUCAUUCCCUUCGGAGAAUGGAUAAAAAAUUUUCUCCAGUUUUUCUGGAAAAUUGAAGGAGUGAAAUCUGAAAGAGCUAACGUGUUCGUAGCCACUCUCUGGUCGAUAUGGAUCUACAGGAAUAACAUUGUAUUCAGACACCUAUAUGAGAAUCCAAUAACAAUUCUAAAACGAACAAAUGACCUGGUGAAGGAGUUUAGUGAGAGCAACAGAUUAAAGGAAUCUUACAGGUCCAAAACCUCUUUUAAUGUUGAUGGCCAGCAGAGAAAUUUCAGUUUACCAGGAAGUUCUAGUCAUCAAGGUAUAUGUGUCAUCCUUGUGGAUGGAGCUUGGAAAAGAUACAGUAAUAAAUUUCCAAGAGCAGGGAUUGGUUGGGCGGCCUAUGUAAAUGAAGAAAAGCUUUUCGAAGGAAAUGAAAUGGUCAUGGCAUCGUCAGCUCUUCUAGCGGAAGCCCUUGCAAUUCAUAAAGGACUUUACGAAGCGCAGUUCAAAGGCAUCAGACAUCUUCAAAUCCACUCAGAUUCUAAGGAAGUUGUACGUGCCUGUGAGAGUCAAGAUCAGGCUUUUGAAAUAACUCCCAUUAUUUCAGAUAUCAUGGCCAUUCGUAGUAAGUUCACUUACUGUGAGAUAAAGUAUGUAAGUAGAUUGGAUGUUACCCCGGCCCACAGAUUGGCUGUAGCUGCUAGACUAGGUUUUCGUGCACCACCGCCAUGGCAAGGAAAAUCAGAGCUAAAUAUCAAGGAAAAAUCAUGGAGUUGGAAGCUUAGAACCAAGAAAAUGUGGGUUCCAAAGCCAACUGAUCCACUGAUUAUUGAAAAGCCUAGUUUAGUGCCUGUUCAGAAAGUUGUUGAGUUUGAUCAGGUUGGCUUUCAACGUUCUCUUAAGCCUAUCAAGGGAGAAUAUGCUACUAUAUACCUCAUGAUGCAAGCUUUCAAAUUAUUCUCUAAUACUUCUGGUUUGCAAGCAAACAAAAAGAAGUGUUCUUUCUAUUGUAUGAGUGUUUUGAAGGAGGUUGUCAAGCUUUGCAGGGCUUUUCUUUGGAGUGGGCAGUCUUAUAGCAAUAAACCUGGAAAUAUAGCUUGGGAGAAUUUGUGUACUAGCAAACAGGAUAAUGUUUGGGAGAAUAUGGCUUGGAAUCAGGAAUGUUGUUUUGUGUAA